AUGGGGCCACCAACAUUACAGAUGAGGAAACCGACUACACAUCAUGGAAAUGAGGAAACCGACCACAGUUCACAGAAGUCUGAAAGACCAAAAGAUGUCACACUAACACAUGGGGCGACAAACAUUACAGAUGAGGAAACCGACUACACAUCACAGAAGUCUGAAAGACCAAAAGAUGUCACACUAACACAUGGGGCCACAAACAUUACAGAUGAGGAAACUGACUACACACCACAGAAGUCUAAAAGACCAAAAGAUGUCACACUAACACAUGGGGCCACAAACGUUACAGAUGAGGAAACCGACUACACAUCACAGAAGUCUGAAGGACCAAAAGAUGUCACACUAACACAUGGGGCCACAAACAUUACAGAUGAGGAAACUGACUACACACCACAGAAGUCUGAAAGACCAAAAGAUGUCACACUAACACAUGGGGCCACCAACAUUAGAGAUGAGGAAACCGACUACACAUCACAGAAGUCUGAAAGACCAAAAGAUGUCACACUAACACAUGGGGCCACCAACAUUGCAGAUGAGGAAACCGACUACACAUCAUGGAAGUCUGAAAGACCAAAAGAUGUCACACUCACACAUGGGGCUACAAACAUUAAAGAUGAGGAAACUGACUACACACCACAGAAGUCUGAAAGACCAAAAGAUGUCACACUAACACAUGGGGCCACAAACAUUACAGAUGAGGAAACCGACUACACAUCACAGAAGUCCGAAAGACCAAAAGAUGUCACACUAACACAUGGGGCCACAAACAUUACAGAUGAGGAAACCGACUACACACCACAGAAGUCUGAAAGGCCAAAAGAUGUCACACUAACACAUGGGGCCACUAACAUUACAGAUGAGGAAACCGACUACACAUUACAGAAGUCUGAAAGACCAAAAGAUGUCACACUAACACAUUGGGCCACAAACAUUUCAGAUGAGGAAACCGACUACACACCACAGAAGUCUGAAAGACCAAAAGAUGUCACACUAACACAUGGGGCCACAAACAUUACAGAUGAGAAAAACGACUACACACCACAGAAGUCUGAAAGACCAAAAGAUGUCACACUAACACAUGGGGCCACAAAUAUUACAGAUGAGGAAACCGACUACUCAUCACAGAACAUUACAGAUGAGGAAACCGACUACACAACACAGAAGUCUAAAAGACCAAAAGAUGUCACACUAACACAUGGGGCCACAAACAUUACAGAUGAGGAAACUGACUACACAUCACAGAAGUCUGAAAGACCAAAAGAUGUCACACUAACACAUGGGGCCACAAACAUUACAGAUGAGGAAACCGACUACACAUCACAGAAGUCUGAAAGACCAAAAGAUGUCACACUAACACAUGGGGCCACAAACAUUACAGAUGAGGAAACUGACUACACAUCACAGAAGUCUGAAAGACCAAAAGAUGUCACACUAACACAUGGGGCCACAAGCAUUACAGGUGAGGAAACCGACUACACAUCACAGAAGUCUGAAAGGCCAAAAGAUGUCACACUAACACAUGGGGCCACAAGCAUUACAGAUGAGGAAACUGACUACACAUCACAGAAGUCUGAAAGACCAAAAUAUGUCACACUAACACAUGGGGCCACAAACAUUACAGAUGAGAAAACCGACUACACACCACAGAAGUCUGAAGGACCAAAAUAUGUCACACUAACACAUGGGGCCACCAACAUUAGAGAUGAGGAAACCGACUACACAUCACAGAAGUCUGAAAGACCAAAAGAUGUCACACUAACACAUGGGGCCACAAACAUUACAGAUGAGAAAACUGACUACACAUCACAGAAGUCUGAAAGACCAAAAGAUAUCACACUAACACAUGGGGCCACAAACAUUACAGUCGAGAAAACCGACUACACAUCACAGAAGUCUGAAAGACCAAAAGAUGUCACACUAACACAUGGGGCCACAAACAUUACAGAUGAGGAAACUGACUACACAUCACAGAAGUCUGAAAGACCAAAAGAUGUCACACUAACACAUGGGGCCACAAACAUUACAGAUGAGAAAACCGGCUACACACCACAGAAGUCUGAAAGACCAAAAGAUGUCACACUAACACAUGGGGCCACAAACAUUACAGAUGAGGAAACUGACUACACACCACAGAAGUCUGAAAGACCAAAAGAUGUCACACUAACACAUGGGGCCACCAACAUUAGAGAUGAGGAAACCGACUACACAUCACAGAAGUCUGAAAGACCAAAAGAUGUCACACUAACACAUGGGGCCACCAACAUUACAGAUGAGGAAACCGACUACACAUCAUGGAAGUCUGAAAGACCAAAAGAUGUCACACUAACACAUGGGGCUACAAACAUUUCAGAUGAGGAAACCGACCACAGUUCACAGAAGUCUGAAAGACCAAAAGAUGUCACACUAACACAUGGGGCGACAAACAUUACAGAUGAGGAAACCGACUACACAUCACAGAAGUCUGAAAGACCAAAAGAUGUCACACUAACACAUGGGGCCACAAACAUUACAGAUGAGGAAACUGACUACACACCACAGAAGUCUAAAAGACCAAAAGAUGUCACACUAACACAUGGAGCCACAAACGUUACAGAUGAGGAAACCGACUACACAUCACAGAAGUCUGAAGGACCAAAAGAUGUCACACUAACACAUGGGGCCACAAACAUUACAGAUGAGGAAACUGACUACACACCACAGAAGUCUGAAAGACGAAAAGAUGUCACACUAACACAUGGGGCCACCAACAUUAGAGAUGAGGAAACCGACUACACAUCACAGAAGUCUGAAAGACCAAAAGAUGUCACACUAACACAUGGGGCCACCAACAUUGCAGAUGAGGAAACCGACUACACAUCAUGGAAGUCUGAAAGACCAAAAGAUGUCACACUCACACAUGGGGCUACAAACAUUAAAGAUGAGGUAACUGACUACACACCACAGAAGUCUGAAAGACCAAAAGAUGUCACACUAACACAUGGGGCCACAAACAUUACAGAUGAGGAAACCGACUACACAUCACAGAAGUCCGAAAGACCAAAAGAUGUCACACUAACACAUGGGGCCACAAACAUUACAGAUGAGGAAACCGACUACACACCACAGAAGUCUGAAAGGCCAAAAGAUGUCACACUAACACAUGGGGCCACUAACAUUACAGAUGAGGAAACCGACUACACAUUACAGAAGUCUGAAAGACCAAAAGAUGUCACACUAACACAUUGGGCCACAAACAUUUCAGAUGAGGAAACCGACUACACACCACAGAAAUCUGGAAGACCAAAAGAUGUCACACUAACACAUGGGGCCACAAACAUUACAGAUGAGGAAACCGACUACACACCACAGAAGUCUGAAAGGCCAAAAGAUGUCACACUAACACAUGGGGCCACUAACAUUACAGAUGAGGAAACCGACUACACAUUACAGAAGUCUGAAAGACCAAAAGAUGUCACACUAACACAUUGGGCCACAAACAUUUCAGAUGAGGAAACCGACUACACACCACAGAAGUCUGAAAGACCAAAAGAUGUCACACUAACACAUGGGGCCACAAACAUUACAGAUGAGAAAAACGACUACACACCACAGAAGUCUGAAAGACCAAAAGAUGUCACACUAACACAUGGGGCCACAAAUAUUACAGAUGAGGAAACCGACUACUCAUCACAGAACAUUACAGGUGAGGAAACCGACUACACAUCACAGAAGUCUGAAAGGCCAAAAGAUGUCACACUAACACAUGGGGCCACAAGCAUUACAGAUGAGGAAACCGACUACACAACACAGAAGUCUAAAAGACCAAAAGAUGUCACACUAACACAUGGGGCCACAAACAUUACAGAUGAGGAAACUGACUACACAUCACAGAAGUCUGAAAGACCAAAAGAUGUCACACUAACACAUGGGGCCACAAACAUUACAGAUGAGGAAACCGACUACACAUCACAGAAGUCUGAAAGACCAAAAGAUGUCACACUAACACAUGGGGCCACAAACAUUACAGAUGAGGAAACUGACUACACAUCACAGAAGUCUGAAAGACCAAAAGAUGUCACACUAACACAUGGGGCCACCAACAUUACAGAUGAGGAAACCGACUACACAUCAUGGAAGUCUGAAAGACCAAAAGAUGUCACACUAACACCUGGGGCCACCAACAUUACAGAUGAGAAAACCGACUACACACCACAGAAGUCUGAAAGACCAAAAGAUGUCACACUAACACAUGGGGCCACCAACAUUAGAGAUGAGGAAUCCGACUACACAUCAUGGAAGUCUGAAAGACCAAAAGAUGUCACACUCACACAUGGGGCUACAAACAUUACAGAUGAGGAAACCGACUACACAUCAUGGAAGUCUGAAAGACCAAAAUAUGUCACACUAACACAUGGGGCCACAAACAUUACAGAUGAGGAAACCGACUACACAUCACAGAAGUCUGAAAGACCAAAAGAUGUCACACUAACACAUGGGGCCACCAACAUUAGAGAUGAGGAAACCGACUACACAUCACAGAAGUCUGAAAGACCAAAAGAUGUCACACUAAAACAUGGGGCCACCAACAUUACAGAUGAGGAAACCGACUACACAUCAUGGAAGUCUGAAAGACCAAAAGAUGUCACACUAACACAUGGGGCCACCAACAUUACAGAUGAGGAAACCGACUACACAUCAUGGAAGUCUGUAAGACCAAAAGAUGUCACACUCACACAUGGGGCUACAAACAUUACAGAUGAGGAAACCGACUACACAUCACAGAAGUCUGAAAGACCAAAAGAUGUCACACUAACACAUGGGGCCACAAACAUUACAGAUGAGAAAACCGGCUACACACCACAGAAGUCUGAAAGACCAAAAGAUGUCACACUAACACAUGGGGCCACAAACAUUACAGAUGAGGAAACUGACUACACACCACAGAAGUCUGAAAGACCAAAAGAUGUCACACUAACACAUGGGGCCACCAACAUUAGAGAUGAGGAAACCGACUAA
Schistocerca piceifrons (Central American locust) is the source of this 4998-nucleotide messenger RNA. RefSeq lists its product as uncharacterized. The record is from RefSeq and is a predicted model, not a curated record. The coding region runs from base 1 to 4998 and encodes 1665 amino acids. The transcript is spliced from 4 exons. Lineage: Eukaryota; Metazoa; Arthropoda; Insecta; Orthoptera; Acrididae.